This is a messenger RNA of Phragmites australis (common reed), 1447 nucleotides long. RefSeq lists its product as uncharacterized. The coding region runs from base 95 to 1087 and encodes 330 amino acids. The transcript is spliced from 12 exons. NCBI's taxonomy places the organism in Eukaryota, Viridiplantae, Streptophyta, Magnoliopsida, Poales, Poaceae. The record is from RefSeq and is a predicted model, not a curated record.
GCCACUUCCAUACCUGUGGCGCACACUGCACGCGCGCACUCCCUCCCCUCCCCAUUCCCGUUGCCCUCCACCCCGCUCCCGUCACCGGCCGGCGAUGGCGACGGCAGCCGCCGCCACCGCGGCAUCCACGUCGCUCCGGCCGCCGUCUCCAUCCACGCCUCACCUUGCGGGUUUGACCCGUCGGUGGUGUUGGGGGAUCCCGGUGCAGUCCCAAGGACGGAGAGCGUUCCACGCGGAUCGGCGGAGGCGGAUCACUUUGUUAUGUGCAGCUGAUAAAGCUCCUGAAGAAUCCCUCAAGAAGACCAUUGAAGUGGAUAGGCUGAUUGAUAUGCUCAGGGACGCAAAUCCUAGAGAGCUUGAUCAAAUAGUGGUUGAAAACGUUCUGGCAUUCGACGCGGGUUUCUGGGUUCGGCUGGCAGCUAGAAUCGACCUGUGCAACUCAGAUGAUGAUAAAAAAGAUUAUGAAGAGCUGGCAGGAAAUGUCAUGAACAUAGUGGACCGUCUUGUUCACAAGACAAAUCAAAAGAUCGAACAGUCGACUGAUGUGCUGAAGGCAAUCAUUAGUCCUGCAAUGCAUGAAGGAGAAGAUGUGAAGUGGCCACCAAGGGAUCCAGAUACUCUAAAAUUGAUGGAGAAAGAAAUAUCACACCGAGAACAAGAAGGGCAGCUAGAUGAGGGAUUCCUGUCAGAAGUUAGUGCUCAGUUGAGGCAAGCUAAACAAGAUGGAGACAAACCAGGGCUUCAAGCGAUGCUGCAAAAGGUGUUGCAGAUAUAUGCUUCCAAAUCACUCCAAAAGCGUAGUUACGCUUACAAAGGGGGACAAGUCGUAGUUCCUGAAAAGUUUCUCGAAUCUGUAAUACAGGCGCCUGAGAAUGAGUGGAACAAGGUGUUGCUUGAUGGACUUACACUAGGAAAGGGAGAUGUCUCACCAGAUGAGCUUUAUGCCGUUAUAAAUAAGAGAAUUGAGAGAGUCUUAAUUCGCACAGAAGGUGGUUCUUAUCAGCAACGCAUACUCGUUGAAUAUCUAAAAGAGAUACAAGUUAGAGCAGAGGAAGUUGUCAAAGUGCUUCAAGGACCAACAAUUUAAGGUCUUGUGGUCCAGUUUUACGAGAUACAAGAUAAGGACUUGGCUGAAGCUUCUUGAGGCUGUCGACAGAAAACUCGAAACAGGUACAUCUGAUUGUAUGUUGGGACCUGAUCAUUGAUCACACAAGAUAGAGAGAUAGAGCCAGGAGAAGUGCACGAUCACAGCUUAUCGCGUGUGCUUAUUUGAUUGCACAUUUUAAUCUUGAUUUCCUGGCUGUUUUAGCUGUUGGUACAAUGAGAUGUUCCGGUUUUUGUCUGACUGAAAAUUGUAAUGUAGAAAUAUACUGUACCGAACUUCCAAACCGAACCUAUUCAACGAUGGAGAAGAUUCUAAUCGUGAGCUUCAAAGUGUUGAACUUUA